Molecule: messenger RNA, 642 nt
Organism: Torulaspora delbrueckii
Lineage: Eukaryota; Fungi; Ascomycota; Saccharomycetes; Saccharomycetales; Saccharomycetaceae
Gene: RFU1
Product: Rfu1p
Exons: 1
Coding region: 1-642 (213 amino acids)
Biological process (GO): protein K63-linked deubiquitination
Cellular component (GO): endosome; membrane
Source: RefSeq, a predicted model, not a curated record
AUGCAAUCUACCGCCCAAUUGAAUAUUGAAGCAUUGGACUACAAAUUUUUUCCUAGCACUUCGCUAAAGGUAUAUCUGAAGGCAUGUGUCGGAAUACUGGACAAAGCUCAAUUGGCAUUCCAAGAGGGCAAUUUGAAGAGAGCAUAUGUCUUUUACGUUAGGUACGUGGACCUAUGCACAAAUAAAUUAUCUCAUCAUCCUCAAUAUCUUGGUAAAGAUAGCGAUCAGGUUUCGGAGAUAGCUCUUCAUAGGCAGGAGUAUUUGCAACUGAUUAGGCUGGAGGUACCAGCUGUCCUGAAGAUAACGGAGGAUUUGCGUAAACAAUUGGAUUUGGAUUAUGCCAAGCAUAAAUUGUCACUGGCCAAGAAUAUCGCUAGGCCGAAGCAACAGCAUCAUAAUAGCAUCGAGAGCGAAGUACCUGCCCUCGCGAAAUUGCCGCCAUCAUUUGAUAAUGGUAUAUUCAAUCAUUCACUGAGAUACUAUCAUGAAACAACUUCUUUUGGAAACCAUUCACAAACACCGGUAAAGAAGAGUCAGAAUUCACAAGCGGAACCUACGAAUGAUGCAAAGGAAUCUAAAAAUAAGCCAGGCCAGUUCCGCUACUAUCCCGAGCUUCCUCAACUAUCUUUUCCCACUUUCUAG